AUGGCAGACUUUGUCACAAAUCAUUUGAAGCCAUAUGACACUCUCACCUCCAGACUCGCCUCGCAGCCUCUGAAAGGGAAAUCCGUCUUGAUUACCGGAGCGAGUCGAGGGGUUGGAGAAUUCAUUACGCAUGCCAUUGCGGCUGCUGGAGCGACCAAAAUCGGUCUCCUUGGUCGCGAUGUGAAGCGCGUUGAGGCCGCCAAAGAAAAGUUCGCUGCCCAAUAUUCGGCCACCAAGUUCCUGUCCUAUGCCGUCGACAUAAUUGACGAGGACGCUGUAACCGCUGUCUUCAAGGACUUUGGCGUUCCUGAUGUCCUCAUCAACAAUGCUGGCGUCUUCCCAGAUGACGGUCCAUUCAUCAAGCAGGAUCUGAAGAGUUGGUGGGCAGGAUUUGCGACAAAUAUCCUGGGCACAGCGACAGUUACCCAGAAAUAUCUUCAAGCCAAGGGUCCUGGCGCACCAGGAAUUGUCCUCAAUUGUUCGACAAUGGCAGCACACUUCCGCAUACCUCUCCCUGGAUGGUCUGGCUACACCAGCAGCAAGUUGGGAUCAGCCCGCAUUUUCGAACAUCUGCGAUUCGAGCACCCCGAGGUCCGAUUCAUCAACAUCCAUCCUGGUAAAGUCGAUACCGAUGGAUACACUAAGUCUGGCGCUCCCGAUCUUGAAGACGGUAUGACGGACGGUGCCCUGUCUGGUCAGUUCUUCGCUUGGGCCGCAACCGACGAUGCAGCAUUUCUCAGUGGCCGUUUUGUUUGGGCGGAAUGGGAUAUCGCAGAGCUCGAAGCCAAGAAGGAUGAGAUCAUCGAGAAGGAUUUGCUCUUGGUCACGAUCGAUGGCUUCAACAAGGGGUUUUAG
Molecule: messenger RNA, 855 nt
Organism: Exophiala bonariae
Lineage: Eukaryota; Fungi; Ascomycota; Eurotiomycetes; Chaetothyriales; Herpotrichiellaceae
Exons: 1
Coding region: 1-855 (284 amino acids)
Cellular component (GO): cytosol
Molecular function (GO): oxidoreductase activity
Source: RefSeq, a predicted model, not a curated record